Prunus armeniaca (apricot) is the source of this 1476-nucleotide messenger RNA. The record is from the annotation of a GenBank genome assembly. Lineage: Eukaryota; Viridiplantae; Streptophyta; Magnoliopsida; Rosales; Rosaceae.
AUGACUCGGUUGGCUAGCGCCGUCGUCCUGUUGUUCCUUGUCUCCCUCUCCGGUUUCGCUGCCGGUAGCCGGGACCUGAUCGGUGACGUUUUACGGUUACCUUCUGAAGCUUCUAGAUUCUUCGGCAGAGGCGAUGAUGGCCCUGAUGAGCAAGACGACGGCACCGUGGGGACCAGAUGGGCUGUUUUGAUCGCUGGCUCAAAUGGAUACUGGAAUUACAGGCAUCAGGCUGAUAUUUGCCAUGCCUAUCAACUACUGAAGAAAGGUGGGCUGAAAGAUGAAAACAUUGUUGUAUUCAUGUAUGAUGAUAUCGCUUAUAACGAAGAGAACCCUAGGCCCGGAGUCAUCAUUAACAGCCCACAUGGUGAUGACGUUUACAAAGGAGUCCCAAAGGAUUACACCGGCGAUGAUGUUACUGUUAACAACUUUUUUGCUGCUAUCCUUGGAAAUAAAACUGCUCUUACAGGGGGUACCGGGAAGGUUGUGGACAGCGGUCCAAACGAUCAUAUUUUCAUUUACUAUUCUGAUCAUGGUGGUCCUGGAGUUCUUGGGAUGCCUACCAGUCCAUAUAUUUAUGCCAACGAUCUAAUAGAAGUCCUGAAGAAGAAGCACGCAGCAGGAACCUAUAAAAGCUUGGUAUUUUAUCUUGAAGCUUGUGAAUCCGGAAGUAUCUUUGAGGGACUUCUUCCUGAAGGUUUGAACAUCUUUGCAACUACGGCAUCAAAUGCAGAAGAGAGUAGUUGGGGGACUUACUGCCCAGGAGAGUAUCCUAGUCCUCCCCCGGAGUAUGAAACCUGCUUGGGUGACCUGUAUAGCGUUGCUUGGAUGGAAGACAGUGACGUACACAACUUGAGGUCGGAAACUUUGCACCAAACAGUUAAAACGAGGACAGCAAAUGACAAUUCUGGCUUUGGUUCUCAUGUCAUGCAAUAUGGCGAUGUAGGGCUCAGCAAGGAAAACCUCUUUGUGUAUAUGGGGACAAAUCCUGCAAAUGAUAACUACACUUUUCUGGGCGAGAACUCCUUGAGGCCAUCUACAAAAGCUGUCAACCAGCGGGAUGCUGAUCUUGUCCAUUUCUGGCAUAAGUACCGCAAAGCUCCUGAAGGCUCACCAAGGAAAAUUCAAGCUCAAAAGGAUUUUGUUGAAGCAAUGUCUCAUAGAAUGCAUAUGGAUCAAACCAUGAAACUUAUCGGGAAACUCCUGUUUGGAAUCAAGAAAGGUCCAGAAGUGCUCAACGCUGUUCGACCUGCUGGGCAGCCACUUGUUGAUGACUGGGACUGCCUUAAGACAAUGGUGAGGAGUUUUGAGACAUAUUGUGGAUCCCUAUCGCAAUACGGGAUGAAACACAUGCGGUCCCUGGCAAACAUCUGCAACGCCGGAAUGACAAAGGAGCAGAUGGCCGACGCUUCAGCACAAGCCUGCUCGAGCGUUCCUUCUAGCCAUUGGAGCUCCCUGCACCGGGGGUUCAGUGCAUGA